This is a messenger RNA of Onychostruthus taczanowskii (white-rumped snowfinch), 2392 nucleotides long. RefSeq names its product SLIT and NTRK like family member 1 (gene SLITRK1). Lineage: Eukaryota; Metazoa; Chordata; Aves; Passeriformes; Passeridae. The transcript has a single exon. Bases 285 to 2363 code for a protein of 692 amino acids. Gene Ontology annotation, cellular component: GABA-ergic synapse; postsynaptic density membrane; glutamatergic synapse. Gene Ontology annotation, biological process: positive regulation of synapse assembly; regulation of presynapse assembly; axonogenesis. Gene Ontology annotation, molecular function: protein binding. The record is from RefSeq and is a predicted model, not a curated record.
UUUUUUCGCCUGCCUUGCAGUACGUGCCUGGAUAGUUUGUGGAUAUAAUUACUGACUGGAAUCUGGGCUGUUGCAGUUGUGCGUGGGGGGGAGAGAGGAGAAAAGAAAGCAUCCCCCCCCCUCCGCCGACCCUCCCUGCUCCCCCCCACACAUUUUUUUUUCCUCCCCCUUUGCUGCUGGUUCGGACAUUUAAUGUAUUGAAUGAACUGGAAUUGCUUUCCGUGUGAGGAGGAUGGUUGCUGUUACUUUGUGAUGAGAUCGGGAAUGAAUUGCUCGGUUUAAAAAUGCUGCUUUGGAUUCUGUUGCUGGAGACGUCUCUUUGUUUUGCUGCUGGAAACGUUACAGGGGACGUUUGCAAAGAGAAGAUCUGUGCCUGCAACGAGAUAGAAGGGGAUUUGCACGUAGACUGUGAGAAAAAGGGAUUUACCAGCCUGCAACAUUUCACCGCCCCAACUUCCCAAUUUUACCAUUUAUUCCUGCAUGGCAAUUCCCUGACUCGACUUUUCCCUAAUGAGUUUGCUAACUUUUACAAUGCGGUCAGUUUGCACAUGGAAAACAACGGUUUGCAUGAGAUUGUUCCUGGGGCUUUCCUUGGGCUGCAGCUGGUGAAACGCUUGCACAUAAACAACAACAAGAUCAAAUCGUUCAGGAAGCAGACUUUCCUGGGGCUGGACGAUCUGGAAUACCUCCAGGCAGAUUUUAAUCUGUUGCGGGAUAUUGACCCGGGAGCAUUUAGGGACUUAAACAAGCUAGAGGUGCUGAUUUUAAAUGACAAUCUCAUCAGCACCUUGCCCCCCAACGUGUUUCAGUAUGUGCCGAUCACCCACCUCGACCUCCGGGGAAACCGUCUUAAAACCUUGCCUUACGAGGAGGUCCUGGAGCAGAUCCCAGGCAUUGCUGAAAUCCUGCUAGAGGAUAACCCCUGGGACUGCACUUGCGAUCUGCUGUCGUUGAAAGAAUGGCUGGAAAACAUACCUAAAAACGCUUUGAUCGGCAGAGUGAUUUGUGAAGCUCCCACUAGGUUGCAGGGUAAAGAUUUAAAUGAGACCACAGAGCAGGAGCUGUGUAAAAAGAACAGAGUAGAUUCCAGCCUAGCUGCUCCCCCUGCCGAAGAAGAAACCUGCGAUCCUGGUCCCAUUCCAACCCCCUUUAAAAUACAUGGCAAAGAAGACCCUGCCACGCCAGGAUCUGCUCCAAACGGAGGUACAAAGAUUCCUGUCAACUGGCAAAUCAAGACCAAACCCACUGCUGCCGUGUCGACAGUGAGUGCAAAGAGCAAACUACCAGCUACCUUUUCCUGCCCGCACAUCUGCAGCUGUGAUCAGAUCCCUGGCUCAGGUUUAAAGGUUAAUUGCAAUGAUAGGAAUGUGAGCAGCUUGGUGGAUUUGAAGCCCAAGCCCUCCAACGUGCAGGAGCUGUUUCUGAGAGACAACAAAAUACACACCAUCAGGAAAUUCCACUUUCUGGAUUACCGAAAACUUAAUUUACUCGAUCUGGGCAACAACAAUAUUGCCACUGUUGAGAACAACACCUUCAAGAACCUCUUUGAUCUCCGAUGGCUCUACAUGGAUAGCAAUUACUUAGACACCCUCUCCCGGGAGAAAUUUGCUGGGCUGCAAAACCUGGAGUAUCUGAACGUGGAGUUUAAUGGGAUCCAGAUGAUCAUGCCUGGCACCUUCAAUGCGAUGCCCAAACUGAGAGUCCUCAUCCUCAACAACAAUCUGCUGAGGUCUCUCCCAGUAGACGUGUUCGCCGGGGUCUCACUUUCCAAGCUGAGCAUACACAACAAUUAUUUCAUGUACCUCCCGGUGGCGGGGGUGCUGGACCAGCUCACCUCCAUCACCCAGAUCGACCUGCAUGGCAACCCAUGGGACUGUACUUGCCCUAUUGUGCCUUUCAAACAGUGGGCAGAGAUGCUGCGCCCCAAGGUGAUUAUGAGUGACCUGAGGUGUGAGUCCCCUGAAGAUUUCUUCAAGGAGGAUUUUGAGUCUCUCUCCAACGAUGUGAUUUGCCCUCAGUUAAAAAUCUCUCCCACAUUAACUUCUACUAACAAAAACAGCACCGGGUUGACAGAGACAGGUACUCACUCCAACUCCUACUUGGAGACCAGCCGGGUCUCUAUUUCGGUGCUAGUGCCAGGGCUUCUGCUGGUUUUUGUGACCUCUGCCUUCACAGUGGUUGGCAUGCUGGUUUUCAUCCUGAGGAACAGAAAGCGGUCCAAGAGGAGGGACGCCAACUCCUCUGCAUCUGAAAUCAACUCCUUGCAGACGGUCUGCGACUCGUCCUACUGGCACAACGGGCCCUACAGCGCCGACGGGGCCCACAGGGUGUACGACUGCGGCUCCCACUCCCUGUCGGACUGAGGCUGCGGGCGCGGCGGGGACGGCCGCCC